AUGGAUUUAUUUAUAAGGACAGAAGCUAGCUUCCAUGACGUGCUGAAAAAAUUGCUCGCUGUCUGUGAGUCUCACAGCAGGUACUCUGGUUCAAGUUUAGACCCAAUGGUUAAAGUCGGUUGCGAAAUGAGGGAAAUUAGCAGUUGCUUGAGGCGAAUUUUAAGAAAACAUGCUGCAGUUUAUCACAAUCUAUCUCUAACUGAAAAUACCAUGAAUUUUUAUAGUGAUUUUUUUGAAGACGUAAGAGUACUAGAUAUGUACCACAGUCUUCUAUUUGGGUGUAUGCGUUUGCUCCUGGAUGCAGAUAUAUCAUUUUUUAGAAUGAAUUCCCAAAAAUCCUUUACCAUAUUACUAUUCAAGGUAUAUUACAAACUAAGGGAUGUUUACUACGCUACAAAUGAGACGCGACUGGAUUCCCUACUCAAUGCAUUUAUAUACCAAUUCAAAAACUGCUAUAAUUCUGUCAGUUGCAACACGUUGAAAUAUGGCAGUGUUCGUGACAUUAUGUCUCAUAACUUUUCCUUGAUAAAUCCUCCUUUUAUCGGCCUGAAGGAAGUGACCAAAAGAACCUAUUUCAGAUUAGAUAUUGAGAAGCUGAAGAUCAAUAAUAAACUUAUUGAGAUUCUGGAAUUGAAUAACGGAGGAAUCGCUCUCUUUGAGGUUCUUGGUAGCGAAAUGCCAUAUACUUCACAAAACGUCGAAACCCUGUUCCAAUCCCUUGCGUCAGGUAACCAUGAUUUGAUGAAUGUCGGUAGGUCGUUGCUGUUUCAAACACUAAGAGCUGGGGAUCUAGAAAUAAUUAAACUUGAUGACAACGGGGCUAAGCUGAAAACGCUGACAGGUAAUGGCGUAGUGCUAAAAAUAACGUGUAAAGACCCUAGUCAGUGGCAAGCGCAUUGGAAAGAUAUCAUCAGAAAUUUAUCCGAUCGAUUAUCAAUGAAUAAGUACAAUGGAUGCAAGAGCGAUUUUUCACAGAACUUUCAUGCAGGACACAACAAAGUGGGAUAUAAUCAACCCGAACAAAAUGCCGGCAUGGCAACUGGCUCUACUGAACCAUCAGUCAGCUCUUCAAAUACAGUACGGAGUAGUGGUACUUUGCAUAGAUCCACCCACUUACCGGGGGGUUUGUCUUCCUUGGUGGAAGCCUCUAAAGAAUUUUCUGCAGGAGAAUCGAACUCAAUUUUGAGUGGAAAGGUAAUAUCCGAUAAUGAUUCAGACCUAGAAACCUCAUUAAAAGAUAUUGAAUCCUUAAGCUGUGAAAAGUUAAUUGAAUUAGAUAGAAGCAUACAAAUUCCUCUGUCACCGAAAAUUUUGGAUACCCCUACUCUAAAAAACGUUAGAACAGCUUCUCAAAUAUUCAGUUUGGAGAACGUUUCGCCUGAAUUGCUAGAGAGUGCUUCGUCUGAAAUCUGUGAUGAUGAAAGUAUAAUUUCUGAAGAUGAAAAGGACAACGGUGAGGAAACUGUAUUCGAUCCAAACGUCGAUUACUAUAAGCCGGUACUUUAUCGACGUAAAUCCUCAUCUUUAUUGAGUGUCUUUACUUCGAAAAACAAAAAGGAUUUAACUAUUGACAUCCCCAAGAAUCGUUCUGGAUCGUUGUUUAGUAUAGCUGGAGAUCAACAAUUGCUUACGCCUAUAUCAGCAGGCUCUCAUAACAGUGAUGUUGGUGAAGCGUACGUGUCAGUUCCAUCGGAUGUGGACGCCUCCAGCAGUGCAGUAUUCUUUGAAAACGAUUCAGUCAAGGUUUCUCUAUGGAAUGGUAAGUCAUGGGUGCAGUUGAGUAAAGAAGCAAUGUGCCUCUCUUUGAUUCUCUCUGGUGGUAAUGAGACCCUUUUAAUCAUAAACAAAAAUUUCAAAAGGGAGAAAUGUAAAUUUGUUGUCAAAUUAGAAUCUAGCUGGAAGUGCAACAGGUCAACAGCCCAAGAUGUUCAGCUUCGAAUCUAUUCUUCAGAUUUUAAAGCUAGUGUAUUCGAAAUGAGGCAUGACGUUACACUGUCUAUACGCUGUUCGCAAGCCGACCAAUUAAUGAGCGUAUUACAGUAUCAGCUACAAAGGAUUCAAGCGCCAUCCCUUCCAGCCUCUGCUACCGCAAGGACUUUAUCGACCAUAUCUUCAUCUUCAUGUUUCAGUCGAAAUGUAACACGGUCAUCUACGGAAAAUUCAGAAUUGGCCAAUAUGAAAAAUGGAUCCGGGGGUGUAAAUUCCUCACUUCUGCUAUCUUCAAUAAAAGUAAGGCAACACGUUAAAACCAAGUCCGAUAUUUGGAAACCAUCUCGGGUUGGCUUUGCUGAUAUAUUUUCUCAGGAAUAUAAAGGAAUUGUGGUAGCGAUAAAAUUUGUGAUUUGCUCUGAUGCCGAGGGAACCUUGAACCCUAGAGAGUACAAUUCUCGUCUCCACGAUAUCAAAAGGCUAGGAAGAACAGGCUUGUCGCUUGCGGAUCGAACAGGAGCAUAUUUGUUGGAAUUCAAAGAUCGAAACGCUGCAGACCAAGUUUAUAAACUGGCUAUGCCACCAAGCUAG
Saccharomyces eubayanus is the source of this 2520-nucleotide messenger RNA. RefSeq names its product Rbh2p (gene RBH2). The coding region runs from base 1 to 2520 and encodes 839 amino acids. The record is from RefSeq and is a predicted model, not a curated record. The transcript has a single exon. NCBI's taxonomy places the organism in Eukaryota, Fungi, Ascomycota, Saccharomycetes, Saccharomycetales, Saccharomycetaceae.